CGUCAUUACCGCGCGACGAGGAAGUUGUUGUUGUCGCGCUUGUCCUUCACAUCGUCCAUCCACUUCAUGUCGUUACAAAAGUGUACUAUACGUUGUUUUUGAAGCAAAGCCUUUUUUAAUGGAAUAACGAAGGGAAGAGAAGAAGUGGGUCGGAACCGCGGAGUCGUCUUAUUAUUCUUUAGCUUUAUAUUCGGUGAUCAGGAAUGGCAGCUCCAAACUCAGCGCAGAGGAAGGCCUGCUGGGACGCCAGGGAUCAACUCUGGCAAUGUUUGGACGACAACAAUGACAAGAUUCAAUCCUGUCAGAAGUUCCAGGGAGACUUCGAGGCAAAUUGUCCAGCUCAGUGGGUGAAAUAUUUCACCAAGAGGAGAGACUUCCUGAAGUACAAAGAUAAGAUGCAGAGAGAAGGCUUCACACCUGCUGAAGGCCCACAAGUAAACUCCUAACUCCUUCCAAACCGGAGCUCUGGAGACUGACUUUUAAUCACAUGAGCUCCUGAGUGGAGUUUUCAUUGUGAAUAGGAAAACGCUUCACCUUUACCAUUAUUUAUGUGAUCAGAUGAACCUGGCAAGUUAUUGGACAUUGUUACUUAGAAAUACAAAAAUUAUGUCUGUUUUUUUUUUGUUGUUGUUGCAAAUUGGUCUUAAUGGAAGAUUAAGAUCAAUGGAAUCCACCCAGAAGUGUCUGUGUGGUUUGUAUGACCGGAUCAACUGUUCCUGUCGCAGAGCAUUCAAGAUUCUGGAUUAUGACCACUCUGAAAAAACAUCAACAUUCGCUAAUGUUUUGGAAUAAAUCAAACCAACAGGGUGAUUUUGAUGGCUUUUAUUGUCGUACAUGUAUAUUGUUUUCCAACUCUAGCGCAACAGGUGGAUAUGAAUACCCUUUCAGAAUAAAACAGCUGAUUUGAGAAUGUUACAGGUCAUUAGAAACGGGCAAAAAAAAAACAACCAAAAAACACAUUGUGUUUAUAUUACAAAUCAGUGUGUAUUUACAAAGGAGUGUGGCCUCCGGGUCAAAAGGCUUCAAUGAAACUGUUGCUAGAAACAGGGUUCCUACAGUCUGGAGUUUGAUACAAGUUCUUUGUAUCAAAUGUAUCCGUCAAUCGGUCCAUCCGUUUGUAAGGCCGCCCCUCUGUCCGGUCAGUCCAACUGUCCAUUCGUCCUACUUUUUAUACACUAAUCCACUCAUCACUGCAUCAAUCAUCCCUCUACUCAUUCUCCAGUCAACCCUUCUGUCCAUCAUCCUUUACAUUUAGAAGUUUGCAUAGCUUGAUCUUUGGAAGCACCACAUUUUGAAGUUAACCUGAUCAAGAACUUUGAAGAUGAAAUUUUGACCCCGUAAAUGUGUAGGAACCCUGUAGAAAUCUACAAACCACAAAGAAAACUGUAGAUCUAUUCAGACUUCUAAGGUCUCUGGCAGUACAAAACGGUCACAAAUUACAUCUUAACUUUUUGUAUUUUCUGUGAAAAUAUAAAGCAUAUAUUUUUGCAUUUCUGCUCAGUACAGUGGAGGAUUUUGGAUAAACCUGACUUUGCCACCACGAGAGUUAUUGUGAUUUGAUGAUUGAUUAAACUAUUGCA
Poecilia latipinna (sailfin molly) is the source of this 1580-nucleotide messenger RNA. RefSeq names its product cytochrome c oxidase assembly factor 6 (gene coa6). The coding region runs from base 204 to 446 and encodes 80 amino acids. Gene Ontology annotation, cellular component: mitochondrion. The transcript is spliced from 3 exons. The record is from RefSeq and is a predicted model, not a curated record. NCBI's taxonomy places the organism in Eukaryota, Metazoa, Chordata, Actinopteri, Cyprinodontiformes, Poeciliidae. Gene Ontology annotation, biological process: respiratory chain complex IV assembly; mitochondrial ATP synthesis coupled electron transport.